Molecule: messenger RNA, 2023 nt
Organism: Austrofundulus limnaeus
Lineage: Eukaryota; Metazoa; Chordata; Actinopteri; Cyprinodontiformes; Rivulidae
Gene: lrrc56
Product: leucine rich repeat containing 56
Exons: 13
Coding region: 90-2003 (637 amino acids)
Molecular function (GO): protein binding
Source: RefSeq, a predicted model, not a curated record
CUCGGGUUGUCAAGUAAACUUUUGUUUCUGUUUAGUCGCUCUGUUAAUGUGUUUACUGGACCUGUCCCAACAAACGACCGCUGUGAGAAAUGAAUCUCUGUCAUGGGGUAGUGGUCCCAGAGGUUCGGCCUGGUAGAGCCCGGGUUCAGGUGACUGAGCUGAGUGGAUCAGGAUGCAUCAACCCAUCUCCUAAUCCUGCUGAACAGCAUGAAGAGCUUGAUGCAGAAGUGGAACUUUGUCUUUCUCCCGAAAGACUGUAUUUGCAGGAGUUGCUGUGUGGAAGAGAUCUCUCUCACGUCACUUCGCUGGAGGUCCGUGUAGACACCCAAGCAAACAUUCUGAGUAACCUUGGUUCUUACUUGCCUAGAUUAGUACAGCUUAAAAUGAAUGACAGCUUGAUAAUGUCAGUGAGGGACCUGGGAACCACCCUCUCUCACCUGCAGGUGCUGUGGAUGUCUCGCUGCUGCCUACAAGACCUAGACGGCAUUUCUACUUUCUCUUCUCUUAAGGAACUGUACCUGGCCUACAACAAUGUGUCAGACCUGAGUCAGAUUAGCAUGUUGGAUAACCUGCAGUUGUUAGAUUUGGAAAGAAACAAUGUGGAUGACCUAGUCCAGGUUCAGUGUCUGAGUUUGUGUCACAAACUCCAAACCCUUACCCUGGAGGGAAACCCUGUGUGUGUCCGCCAAAACCCUACUUCCUCUGAGGUGGAUGGCUAUAGUUACCGAGCUGCGGUGAGGGAGCUGGUCCCUCAGUUGCGUUACCUAGAUAAUGUGAACGUCGAGGAGGACGCUCCGGCCUGCCGCCGUGUCACUGGGGAAGACUGGGACAUUCUCCAAAACUCUAUUAGGAAAUGGAACUCUUCUGAGGCUGCUGAGUCUGCAGUUAGUGUACAUCCCUGCAACACACACAGCUCUGCCGGACGCCCUUUUACUGCUUCUGCAGCUAUCAGGCCUCUUUCAUCUCCAAGCUCCAGACUCACACUGGCAACCGGCCCUGGAGUUUCUACCCCUCCUGGAUCCAGACCUGGUUCUUCAGACUCUGAUCUAGCAACAGUAGAAGCAGAAACCAGCACCCUAACACAUGGUGCUGGCAGGAUCCUGUUUUGUGGAAACCCAGUUCAGGCUAUCCGAGCAAGGCGAGAACAUCUGAAGACAGCACCCACCAGAUCCACCUUGACCCCCCGUGACCUGCCGAUCCAUGUAUCAGAACACACGUAUGACAUUGAGGAGCCUGAUCUUGGAGAGCGUGUAAAUGUUUUUGCAGAGCUCAGGACCUGGAGGGAACAGCACAGCAGGCGUCUUGAGGCUAUAGAGAAAGAAAGAUCACCACAGAUCUUGGCUAUCCAUCAUGGAGGUGAAGAUGAGGCAGAUGAAGAUGAAGAAGAAGGCUUUGCUGGUGUAAGAAGCAACAGCAGUGACGAAGAUCAAGGAGAGGAGACACGCUGCGACAGAUUAGACRCUGGCUCCCUGGAUUCAUCUUUUCAUUGUCUUUCCCCAGACCUGAGUCAACGUGAAGCCUUAUCCCCCAACGUGGCUCGACUGUCCCUGUCCCCGGACGCCACGCCCUCCCUUUCACCUCCUCACCUUGUCACUUCAGCUCCCACGAGUAAAAUGCCGUCUAGGAUCCGUGUUCGCAGGCUUCGUCUCCACCAGGCCAGCUCAGAACACUUACCUGAUGUCGGCAGACAGACRUGUGUCCCUCAAACAGCUACACCUGCAGCAGAAACAGACCUCUCGUUUGAUGGAGUCCAGCACUUGAUGAGGACCAAUCUGCCUCCAGUGACACCAGUGGCUCAGAUACCCCGUCCACCGUUAACAAGGGCCCUGCGUGGAGGACCGGAAAAGUCAGGGGUAGUUAUGGACUUGUCCAGUAGACACAAGACAUCCAACAUCCUCAGCAGACCAGUGAUUUCUCGCCCACACACAGCCAGAGCCGCUCUACAGAAGCAUCACCAGCAUCACCUUCUCCAGACCCACAGAGGGAGCUCACACYCAGAUUAAAGCCAGACUCUGCUUCCAUG